UUGUAAAGGUUACACACAUCUCGAGAAUCUGCUCACGCACCACAACCGGCAGUACACUAGCCCAGCGACCAUCGCCCUCCGGAUUUCAUCGAGCAUUGACAAUGGCUACGGUCAGAAAUCUGAAAAUCAAGACAUCUACUUGCAAACGCAUACUGAAGGAGCUCCAUUCCUAUGAGAAAGAGGUUGAGAGAGAAGCUGCUAAGACUGUUGAUAUGAAGGAGAAAGGCGCCGAUCCCUAUGACCUCAAACAGCAGGAAAAUGUGCUGGCUGAAUCCAGAAUGAUGGUCCCUGAUUGUCGCAAGCGCCUGGAAGGAGCACUAGAGGACCUUAAAGGAACUCUGGUUGAGUUAGAGGAGACAGACGAAAAACAAGGCCCUGAAUUUGAAGAAGCUCGAAACAUAAUAGCAGAUGUUGAGAAGUUGUUUGAAUCUUCUGAAGUUUAAAGCUCUUCGUCUUGUCCAUUAGACUGUGCUACACUACUGUUAUAACUAGAGAACUCUUCGUGCUGCCUGAUGAGCUUCUGUCGUGCAAUCGUGUGGGUACAUUCUUGUGUUAUAUAAAACCCGCUGGGAUAGAGCUCAUAUAUCAAAUAUCAUGUGUUUAUCACUAAAACAAGGCUACAAAAUCAACAUUGAACUAAGAGUUUUGUGAUCGUCUUAAGUUUGUUCACUUUCAAUCAUGUGAAUCUUUUGCGUGACCUGUCGAUCAAUGAAGUGACUCUUUAUUUUUUUGGGUU
Molecule: messenger RNA, 736 nt
Organism: Solanum verrucosum
Lineage: Eukaryota; Viridiplantae; Streptophyta; Magnoliopsida; Solanales; Solanaceae
Product: tubulin-folding cofactor A
Exons: 4
Coding region: 102-443 (113 amino acids)
Biological process (GO): tubulin complex assembly; post-chaperonin tubulin folding pathway
Cellular component (GO): cytosol; microtubule cytoskeleton
Molecular function (GO): beta-tubulin binding
Source: RefSeq, a predicted model, not a curated record